This is a messenger RNA of Aphis gossypii (cotton aphid), 3216 nucleotides long. RefSeq names its product protein grindelwald (gene grnd). The transcript has 5 exons. Bases 386 to 1132 code for a protein of 248 amino acids. Lineage: Eukaryota; Metazoa; Arthropoda; Insecta; Hemiptera; Aphididae. The record is from RefSeq and is a predicted model, not a curated record.
GAAAAAAAGGUGAGUCACUCGGCCGCGUCGCGUGUGUGUAUACCUGCGCAGGUUGCCCGGUGAGCGGCGGCGGCGGCGGCAGGGAACACCCGCCGCCCAGUGGGGGAGUACCGAGUGUUGUAGCGGUCGUGUACUAUACGCACGCGAAACACAUUCCUCCGCACGACUGCUACGCCGCCGCCGCACGACGAUACGUAUUUAUAGUAUUUUUACAAUAAUAUUAUGGUUCGGCGGACCUUUGACGGGUUCCAUCCGACCUCGGGUUACCUCAACGGAAUCGCGAUUUUGCUGCCGCCGCCGCCUCCGUCACCGUCGUCAACAACGAUCGUCGUACCGCUUUAGGUGAGCGUCGAUUUUAAUAAUAUAUUAAUAGUCCACUGCAGCCAUGCCGGGCUUGUCGCUAAGGAAGCCGUGCGGCGAGAAGGAGUGCCCCGAGUACCACAUGUGCCAGGCCCACGAUCUCCAGUGCUACCCGUGCCAUUCGUACUGCAACGAGACUUCGCACAACUUUGACGUCAAAAUAUGCCAAGAACAGUGUCAAGAUUACAUACAUGACUACGUGAAGCAUUACGUCAAGGAUAGUAACAUCCAAGAUGUGCUACAAGAGUUGGAGAGCCUGAAAUCGUUGAUAAUUUGGUUGACGUUGCUGGUGGUCGUUGCUAUCGCCUUGAUGUCCAUCAUGUUAGCAUUCGUUUGGAAACGCGAGAGAAAAAUGCCGAAGCUCAAGAACGGAGGCAAAGAUUCAUAUUUCAAAAAAAAAUUGGCUUUCUUAAAGUUCAGGAACAACACGGUUAGCACGGUGAGCGAAACCGUGGACAACAAGCCGUGGACAGUGACGGCGGCGGCGACGAACAUGAUGGCCGCGCACACGACUCCGGACGCCCCCGCGAAGACGUCGUCGGCGGGCUCGUCGUCCGGCAAUCGUACGAGCCGCACGACCGUCUCAUCGUCGUCGACAUCGUCCACCGACAAGCUGCCCUGCGAAGACGCCACGCUCGUGACACAGGAGUUCACCGGUUACGACAAUCUGGGCCUGUGCAAAGUGUCGCCGGUGCUGUGCAACAAACCGACGGCGACGAUGAAGAUGUACGGCGCGACGGACGGGGACCUGCUCCACCGGUACUCGCCCUAGUAGCCGCCCCGUAACCACCGGUCAACCCGCGGGGAUGACUCGCCGUCGCCGGAUACGACGUGCCGGAUGUAGUAGGGGAUGUUCGACGGAGACGCGAACGGCGAGCCGGAAGGAACGACCGCCGCAGCAGACGACGUGCGGCGGCGGGCGAAGGAAAAACGAUAAAUGCCGCCGCAGGGUACACCUACCUAUAUAGCUAUAUACUUGUCCACCGAUAUUAUUGCUGUUACCAGCCAAAGGUUUGUAGGCAAUAUCCGUUUUUUUUUGUUGUUUUUUUAGAUUAUAACGUGGAUAUUGUCUACGAUCCUCGACCGACGGCCACCUGUUGUUUCGAUCUGCUCCGCGAAUUCGAUAUUUCGGCGCAUCGUUCCGCGGAAACUCGGUGAAACGCGCGACCCUAUUACUUUAUAAUAUCGUUUUGGAGCACAAAUGCUGUUUUUUUACACGACUUAGACCUUUGUGAGUGACGCAAUAACGUAGUAGUAGAAGUAGUAGGAAUAUACCACUAAUUUAAGCGAUUCGAAAACCGUUCCGCGAACGUUAGCUUAAGUUUAAAAGUUGGAUCGAGUACAUUUUGAAAAUCUCGUUUUAUGUACAUUAUUAUCAAUACAAGACUUUGUCGUGGGUAGUAUGCAAGUUCGCGACACGUAACGCAUUAUCACACACGCACACACACCCACGUGGGGUGUAACGCGUAAAUUGUAGUUUUUUUCGUUUCUCUAUUUGUAUCUUUGUAUUAUUAUAUUUUUUUAAUUACUGCGCACAGUAUUAUUCUAUUGACGACUCGCAUAUCGCGGUCCAAGUACUUAAAUCUUGUUGUUGUUAUUAUUAUCAUUAUUAUUGUUUUUCUUUCUUUUGUUUUAAUAAUGCAAUAAGUAUAUACUAUUUUGUAUAUAACCUCUUAUAUGUAUUAUGUAACUUUGUUGAUACUUAUAAGAGUUAGGGUAAUGUUGUAUUGUAUACAAGUUUAAAAGCGUGUUGUACGCGCGUUAUAACAAUUAUUAUAUUAUAAGUAUUAGGUUUAGUGAGCUAUGAGGAGGAUGAAAUAAACCUUUGAUCAGUGAACCCCGUCCAAUAACUUUAAUAGUUUUUAGAUAAUUUUACGUCAAGCGCUCGUCCACGUCUAUACGUAUAUUAUAUAUUAUGUAUGUGUAUGUAUAGAUGCGCUGUCGGCGUAAAAUUGUAGGUUGUCGGCAAACUCUGUUCGUUUGACGUUGUACAUAAUAUAAACUUUUUUUUUUUAUAUAUAAUUUUAUAUAAAAUAUUAUUAUUAUUUAUAUUAUAUAAUAGUAUCAUUUUGUCUUAAAGUAGUACAAUGUACCCUAGCCAUUUAUAGAACGUUUUAUUGUUUGUUUAAACUUCGUGAGACUUAACAAUUUUAAAUGUAUAAUUGUAUAGUUUUCAUGGCACGAAUAAUGCGUAACAUAAUGAUAUGUCAUUACUCAUUAGUUAGAUAUUAUAUUAAUAUUAUAUAGAUUUUUAUAUAGUGACUAGUUACUAGUACUUAGUUGUUAAUAUACAUAGGUAGUAGUUAAGUUAAUUUAUCGUUCAUGUAAACCUUCAUAUUAUUAUAGAACCGAGACAAUCAUAUCAUAUUACUUAGGAAGGUAUUUAAUUAUUAGGUAUGAAUAUUAUAUUAUACUUAGUAAUAUAUCGUCGUACCUAGAUGCCUACAUAAUAUAUUAUGUACUUAGAUAAUAUUAGAUUAAAAAAAAAAGUUGAUUAGAAUUUCUAGAUAAAUAGGCACAAUACAUAUUAUAUUAUUUUAACGUUGUUAUUCACGUACAACGGUUUACUCUUAUCGUGAAAAGUGUAUCAAAAAGCAAUAUUUAUAUUUAAGUACCUAUCUGUAUUUAAUAUUAUCGUAUUCUUUUAAAACGACACCUAAGUCGAAGGCUUGGUGUCUAUUUUUCACCUCAUAUGUAUAAUAUUAUAAGUAUAUAAUUUUCAUAAAAAAAUAUUGUUGUAUUACGACAGAACAAUCUGUUCCUAUUUAUUUCAUUUUUGUACGAAAAAAAUUAUCAUGUGAUAAAAAAAAAUUAUGAUCAUGUUGCAUAUUAUUUAUAAAUACAUUUUUAUACGUA